This is a messenger RNA of Symbiodinium necroappetens, 216 nucleotides long. NCBI's taxonomy places the organism in Eukaryota, Dinophyceae, Suessiales, Symbiodiniaceae. The record is from the annotation of a GenBank genome assembly.
AUGGGAGGGACGAGGUUUAUCGGCUGCUACUUGGUGGCGAAGCUCCGGGAGCUCGGACAUCAAGUGGUGGUCUGCAACCGUGGAAAGACAAAUGGUGGCCUCCCAGAACCACUGCCGGGGAUUGGCGAUGCCCAGUACCAGCAGAUGCUCCAGGGUGUGACGGUGCUGCAAGCAGACCGAAAGAACCCGGAUCAGCUGAAGGCGGCGGUGUCUUCA